This is a messenger RNA of Penicillium cosmopolitanum, 2025 nucleotides long. Its product is annotated as fungal specific transcription factor domain-containing protein. Gene Ontology annotation, molecular function: DNA binding; zinc ion binding. Gene Ontology annotation, biological process: DNA-templated transcription. The transcript is spliced from 4 exons. Lineage: Eukaryota; Fungi; Ascomycota; Eurotiomycetes; Eurotiales; Aspergillaceae. The record is from RefSeq and is a predicted model, not a curated record. The coding region runs from base 1 to 2025 and encodes 674 amino acids.
AUGCGGGGCAUGUCAGCUAAGAAACAUCGAUUGCGUGUACCCGCAAGAUACUCGGAGAGCGGUCAGAGGCUGGGUGAGCUUACAGAGCAGUCGGCCACCGCAAGGCCCUCAGAUGGUAGCCUCCACACGGCCGAGCUUCAAGGUCUCGGAGUAUCACAGCCAGUCCCGGUGACCCCAGUGCCCACCCAGGCCUCCCUGAACCAGUCUGAUACUGUACAAGAGCGUGACAACUAUCAUGCCUCGCAACAUAAAGGGACGCAAAUUUCUGUAGAAGGAGAAAGCCAUCAGGCUAGGACCAACGGCCUCCCUUUCUCCUACUUAAGAGGACAACAAAGGCUUGAGGCGGCCCAUUCCCCACAAAUUGAUUUGCCAGAAGAUGGACCACAGGUAUAUGGUGCGACAAGCUUACUUCAUGACCAGUCAUCGGAUACACCUCUAGCGAAUCGAAAAAAUCGGGAUGCCGAGACGCCAUUUUUACCAGUGGAAAUAGUUCGGGAUCAACUGAUUUCGAACGCAGCGAUCCGCAGACAGGAGGAGCUUAGCCUGAAAUUGACACCAAGUCUCGGAUCUCGCAUUGAUUUUGAUGGUGUUCCAAUGGAUUUGGCAAUGCAUCUUUUCGAAUUGCAUUGGAACCGCCAACACCUCUCAUACCUGCUCACCUAUCGCCCUGCCAUAAUGGACAGCCUUGUCAACAAUGGCCCAUAUAUGAACAAGCUACUAUUGAAUGCAAUUUAUUUGCAAAGUAGUCUGUACAGCGAUCGGACAUCCUCCUUCUUUAACCAUCAGACGUCGAAUGCUAAGGGGCUGUUAUUUUAUGAGCGCUUCAAGUCUCUAUUGCCUAACUACCUCGAUAACCCCACAAUCCCGACGGUCGUGGCUUUAUUAACAUGUGGAGCAUGCCUGGUCCCCUAUGGCCACCAAAGUGCCGGGUGGGCGUUGUCUGGGAUGGGUUACCAGAUGGUUAUUGACCUUGGUUGUCACCUAGAGAGCUCAGCUUCUUCGAGAUGUACAGCUAUUGAGCAAGAGAUGAAGAAGAGGAUUUACUGGGCUGCAUUUGUCGGUGAUAAACUUCAGUCUCUGUUUCUCGGUCGACCAUAUACUAUGCACGAAUCCAAUGGGACUGUAUCGGAAGCUUACCUAGACUGUUUCGAGGAGAUGGAAGAGUGGAAACCGUAUGCUGAUACCGUCUCUCAACCUGUUGAUUCUCCUGUUCAAUCUUACCAAGGCCGGCCAUCUCAUGCCAUCAGCACAUUUCACUCCUUGCUGCAACUUUGCAAGAUUGCAGCUCACAUAAUAGAGUCAUUUUACUCCGUAAGGAGCUCAGCAAUCUCAGAGUUGACUAUCUCCGAGACUCAUCACGAAAUCACAGAGAAACUCAGGGUUUGGCGGGACAAUCUUCCUUCCUGCAUUCGAUUCGACCCGAGUGUGGAUGUCACACCCCCGCCUCACCAAAUCACUCCACACGCUCUUUACUGGACAUUAGUCAUCUUGUCCGAACAGACCUUUCUCAACCGUGGCCACUUCAACUUCACUGUUCAACCCGAGUUAGUAGAAGCUUCCCGAGAAAAAUGCAUCCAGGCGGCGCUCAGUAUCUGGAAGCUCGUGGAAGCCUAUAAAGAAGCAUUCACUCUAAGACGCGCACAGUAUGGCAUAUCUUAUGCUACCUACUGCGCGGCCCUCGUCAUGCUCCAACAUACCAACCAGGACAACGCAGAACACGUCGAAUGUAUUCGAUUUUUCUGGUCUGCACUCUUACAGUAUCAAAAAGGGUGUUGCUAUGGCUUGCAAAGACCGCUGAAGCUACUCAAGUCCCUCAUGCGACGGCUUGAGAGCGUACCGAAUAACACCGAAGCAGAGAGACCAGUUACGAACUGGCCCACACCUACCGUCACUGCACACGACUCUCUUGGCCUUGAGAUUGAACACCAGCUUGAGUUUGACCAAUGGGAUGCCUCUUUGUUAGGCAGUAUCCCUGAUGACAUGAUUUGGGAUGACAACUCUAUUUUUGGAAUGUUCGGCGGAUAG